This is a messenger RNA of Penicillium cinerascens, 1959 nucleotides long. RefSeq lists its product as uncharacterized. The record is from RefSeq and is a predicted model, not a curated record. Lineage: Eukaryota; Fungi; Ascomycota; Eurotiomycetes; Eurotiales; Aspergillaceae. The transcript has 4 exons. Bases 1 to 1959 code for a protein of 652 amino acids.
AUGGGACCCUUCAAUGUUGUUGCGAGAUUCCAACUCACUGCUCUUGUCUCUUUCCUUCCAUGCCACCUCGACUUCGACUUCGUUCAUUCGCGGUUGCACCUCUCCUUCCCUUUAACCCACCAUGCCGCGCGCGCAACCAUGACAGCCCGCGAAGAAACCGUCCUGCCUCCCAUCGAUCCCUCCAUCACCGAUGAGAAUGAUUGGUGGGAGUUCGAUUUGACCGACGUGAAGGUCUUGCGACCCGGCAAGAUGCUCUACGCGAAUGUCCUCGACGCCUCCGAAGAUAAUCCGGUGCAAGUGAUUGGAUGUCUGGAGCUCAAGAAACACCAGGAACAUCUCGGUGCGUCCUCGAUUACCCGUGACGCUUAUCCUCUCGAUCCGGACUCCCCUUCGAAGCGCAUUAUCAUCGACGAUGUCACACACUAUGCUUAUGGUCAGACGGAGGAUCGCAGUGUCGAGAUCUGGGUUGCUGGCAAGGCCGGCUGGUACCUCAUCUCGCCUGCUAAAGGCUAUCUGCCGACGUUCAAUCGCAUGGUCCAGGCAGUUGACAUGCUGUAUUUCCUGAUUGACAGGCACAAGCAAGGGAAAAAGCAGAUCAAUCCCACAUUCAAGAACCUUUGUCGACAGUACGUCUUCCACACACACGGUGAUUGCGAAAUCUGGGAACAGUCGGCCGAAGUGUUUGCAGAACAUGCGCCUUUCUUACUCCGAUGCAUGAUUGAAGAUGAAGAUGAAGAUGUGGACUGGAAACAAACCAAUGUGUUUGUUCACUUACGUCGCCAAUUCCCCGACGAGUACCGGAAGCUUGUGGAUCAGCAAUCACCCAAUCCCGAUGACCAUGAAGACGAAGAGAUGCCCUUGGUGUCCACUCCUCGACACGACCCGGGUGCAAUUUCUAAAUCACAGGCUGAUGCCGUCUACCAGCUAAUCCACGAGUUAAAAGACGAGGGACAUCUGGCAAAGCGCCGGCUGAACUUUGAUCUUGUGAUAGAACGCCUGUCCACUCGGUAUUCACUCAUCAAGGACGAUGCCCGCCAGAUCAUCGACGCCAGAUCGAGUGCCGUGCUGGAGAAGCUGGAUGAAGAAGACCAGGAAGGAGAGACAAGGUUCAAGUGGUCUCGCUAUGUCAUCCACCGAGAACUCUCAGAAGCUGCCUCGAAACACACGUCUCUACCACCCUCCCUCCUAACACCCCUACCUCUACUGGAUGAUUCCAGCGAUGAAGAGCUGGGUCGGACUCAAAAGUCCGUUCUUCGGCCCAAAAAUGCCUCUGUCUCAAAUAAGGUCAUGGGCAAACGACAUCGUAGCACAACUGCGAAUCAGCAGAACGUUGAGUCCGACGACGAUGACGAAGAUGAUGACGAUACCCGAAUGGAGGACAUCGAUACACCCAGCAAGAGCCGCGGGCAUGAGCUCAUUCGCACACCUCUUGCAUCUGAAAAAGCCCGACCCAAACCCGACUUCAAAAAUACCAAUACCCGGUCUGCUGCUGCCUCUCUGUUGAAGAGCGUACUCUCAGCCGAACCAGCACACACACACGCAACCACAGCCCCCAGCACAGGCCAGUGGACCUCAGAGGUCAGCAUAGUAAAUGCGCCUGAUGAGUCUGAGACUUGGGCAUGCCGAAUGCCCGGAUGCGCCACAGUCCUCACUAGCAAGGGACUCGAGCGCAGGAAGCAGAUUGAGGACCACGCCGGGGAGCAUGAUUGGGAGGUGCAGAUGCGAGUCGAGCUCGUUGAAACCGAGCGACGCAUGCACUCAACCAUGCCCGUGAGCAACCUCAUGAAAUACUUAGUCGGUCAGCAUCUGCAGCAGAAGCGGACCGCCUUCCCCGAGCUGUAUCCCGUCAAGAACGAGAAUGGAAACGCGGUCGAACCGGAAGAUGUGAUGGCAAUGCUCACCCCAAAAAAGCCACGUUCUGCGGAAACGCAGGACCAGGUGAAUGGACACACUACGUGA